Molecule: messenger RNA, 3717 nt
Organism: Rhipicephalus sanguineus (brown dog tick)
Lineage: Eukaryota; Metazoa; Arthropoda; Arachnida; Ixodida; Ixodidae
Product: caspase-2
Exons: 12
Coding region: 263-1936 (557 amino acids)
Biological process (GO): apoptotic process; proteolysis; execution phase of apoptosis
Cellular component (GO): cytoplasm
Source: RefSeq, a predicted model, not a curated record
AUUCCCGAUUCCAGUGCCAUAUAUUCUAUGCUAUUCUUAUCAUCCACCACUCGCGGCUGGCCUGAUCGCGUUGAUAACGCGGACGGACCGUCGUUCUGACCAAUGGCCAAGCGCGAAAAGCACGAAAAGCAUUGGAAUAAAAAAUAGAAUCGUUCCGCGAUAGCACCCCUUGUCUCACAAAAGCGAAAGUCAAACGUGGGCAAACGUUUAUUCGUAAGGUUUCUUCAUAGGGCUAGCUGUUCCUGCUGUUCCAGCUCGCACAAUGGCCGGCAUGGGUGGAGAUGACUUGCCAGCGCUUGAGAAAAAAGCCAGCAAUAACAGUGAGCGUGACGCUAGGAAAUUUUGUGACGGGAUCCAUGGCACGCUGUCGGCGUCCUCACCACCUGUGGUGCGCACAUCGCUGAAGGCAAAAGAGUACAGCAUGUCACGGCCUAGACUUGGCAAGUGUGUCAUUUUCAAUAACAAGAAUUUCGACCUCCACACAAACAAGCCCGAGCGAACGGGCACGGACUUGGAUGCCAACGACCUUCGGAGCACCUUUCGUGACCUGGGCUUUGAAACAGUCAGGUACAAUGAUCUGUCAUGCAAGGAAACGAAGGACACUCUGAAGAACCUCGGAGAGCAAGACUACUCGGACGACGACUGCUUUGUGUGCUGCUUCCUGACGCACGGUGAUUCUGACGUACUCUAUGCAACGGACGGCAAGUUUCCUGUCGGUGCCGUUAUGGAGCCGUUUCACGGUGACGUCUGUCCCAGCCUGCUCGGCAAACCCAAGCUGUUCUUCAUUCAGGCCUGUCGUGGAGACACACUCAAGUCGGGCACCCAGGCAGUUAAAGACGCUGCAGACUCGCCUACCCGGGUAUUCCGCAUUCCCACUCAUGCCGACGUCCUGGUAGCCUACUCCACGGUGCCAGGCUUCUACUCGUGGCAUGACUCAACGGAAGGCUCAAUGCGAGGCUCCUGGUUCAUCCAGGCCCUCUGCUCGGUGCUCCGAGAGCGGGCACACUUUGCGGACGUGCUCUCGAUGCUGACAGUGGUGUGCCGCCGCGUGUCAUUGGACUGCGAGUUGUACACGCCGAACGACCUUCAUAUGCACUGCAAGAAGCAGGUUCCCUUCAUUACCUCCACACUGACCCGAAACUGCAGAACACAGUCAGCGUCCCCGUGUCCUGUGCCACCCACACCGCCGGAGGCAGAAGAGUACAACAUGCCGCACCGCAGACGUGGCAAGUGCGUCAUCUUCAAUUACCUGCGUUUCGAAAGUCAUCUAAAGGCGGCCGAGCGAACAGGCACGAAGAAGGACGCCGAUAGCCUUCAAAGUUGCUUUCGUUCAUUGGGCUUUGAAACGGUCACUCACGAUGAUCUAUCAGUCAGGCAAACUAAGGAAACUCUGGAUAACCAUGGAAAGCAAGAUUACUCAGAUGAUGACUGCUUUGUCUGCUGCUUCCUGACGCAUGGCGGUCAUGACCAUCUCUAUGGAACGGAUGGCAAGUUUUCUGUCAACGACAUUGUUGAGCCCUUUCUCGAUGAGGCCUGUCCCAGCCUGAUCGGUAAACCCAAGUUGUUCUUCAUUCAGGCCUGUCGUGGAGACAGAUUGGAUUCGGGCGCUCAGGUAGUUUUCGACACUGCGGACUCGCCUACCUGGUCAUACAAAAUUCCCGAUCAUCCCGACAUCCUGGUCGCCUGCUGCACAGUGCCAGGCUUCUACGCGUGGCGUAACAAAGUCAAAGGCUCCUGGUUCAUCCAGGCCCUCUGCUCGGUGCUCGAAGAGCUGGCUGGCUCUGUGGACCUGCUGUCAAUGCUGACAGUGGUGAACCGCCGCGUGGCAUUGGAACAUAAGUCGUACACGCCGAAGAACCCCCACAUGUGCUGCAAGAAGCAGGUUCCCUCCUUCACCUCCACUCUGAUCCGGCGGGUCUGUUUCAGGCAAAACUAGGGGUGGCUUACUCUUAGCCACACUGCCACCCUAGUCGAACAUAAGCUCUUCCUAUGAGGCGUUUACUAUGCUCAAAGGUCAUAAAGGGCCUUGAGGCACCUUCAAAAAAAAAAUUUAGUGCAGAGAUAUUUGGAAAGGACCUAAUGUGAAUGUAGUUUGAUAUAAGUUUUGUAUAGCUUGAACCUAUCUUAGAAGACGUGCAUUAGGUGAGUGGGACCAGUGGCAUAGUUUUUAUUAUUGCCUUGAGUUGCUCAAACUAGAUAUUAAAGUACAUGUAGCUGGUUGGUUGAAGGAACAAUAUCGAGGAAAAAAGGCUGUGGCAGUCUCUGUAAGGGGAACUGUUGUAAUGUGUAAAGCAUUUCAUGGGAUGAGGCAUAGAUGCAGCACAAAGCCAAGAUGGCCCUUAGCCUGAUGUGUUGGCUACACAAACCAUUUUAUACUUGCAUUUAAAUUGCCGAUGAACACACUUUACAUUGAGGCAAAAAAGAAAAAUAGUACAUCGUGUUCUAUGGGCAUGAAGUGCUACUUUGUUGUAUUGAGAAAUUCGUUAUUUUGAAUUUCAUUAUAUAGAGGUUUAACUAUAUAUUGUUUCCCCAUGUUGUGGAAGUAUUGAGGCAUAUAUAGGGGAGAUCUGUGCCAAGGAGGGUUACUCUGGUGCUGGACGCUGGCGAUGAGUGAAAAAAAAAACCAUCACGUGACUGUACACCUCUCCGCUCUCCCCUUCACGCCGCCUUGAGUUCCCGUUGCUUUGCACACACGCUGCACACGCGUUUUCGAGGGUUUCACGGCUCAUGAGGUGUUCCAAGAAGAUCCGCGUGGCUGAGCACUCCUUUCAUAGCUGCAGCGUGGGGAAAGGGCAGCGUCUACUCAGCCUCGUAGGAGAUGUGGAGCAGGUAAUAGCCGACGACAUCGUCCUGGUCUGAACGAAGGGCUUUUUGCAUAACGAAAUAUUUGUGGCGCAACUGAGAACGAAGAAGAAAAACGAGAAAAGCCAGGAUAGGGUGCCAGAUCCACUACAUUUGCCCCAAGAGACAGGAUUGUGCCUGUUCCUAAAAAAUAUAUCUGCUACAAACCUGUAUCGCUUAUGUUGGCUACCACGCAUUUCCAUCGGCACUGCGUAAAUAGACAAAAUAUAUCACCGCACAAAAUGUGAUGAGACAUGUGAGACAAAAUGAGACAUGUGAUGCACAAAUAGCACAUAAGUGUACACGCCUUUCGCUAGUGCAUCCACUAUGAUAUAGAAUAGCAGCAGCAGCAUAAAUACAGGGCGGCGCGGAGUCAACUGACAUGUUUCAAGUAGUGAUUUUUAGAGCUCAUUUCUUGGUUUGAUACAAUCUUUAUGAAAUCCAUCACAUAACGAACCGCCACAGUGGUCUAGUGUUUAAGGUGCUCGACUGCUGACCCGAAGGUCGCGGGAUUGAAACCCGGUCGGGGCUGCCGCAUUUUCGAUGGAGGCGAAACUGCUAGAGGCCCGUGUACAUAGAUUUAGGUGCACGUUAAAGAUCCCCAGGUGGUCAAAAUUUCCGGAGCCCUCCACUACGGCGUCUCUCAUAAUCAUAUCGUGGUUUUGGGACGUAAAACCCCAACAGUUAUUAUUAUUAUUGUAUGUUAAUACAGUAAUCAACAAGUAUGUAUUAUAAGUGAUGCUUGAUUGAGCUAAUCGAGCAUAAAAUUUACUGGCAGAUAUCAAACUGAGUUUUGAAGAACGUUUACCUGCUUUUGCUUGCGUAAACUGAUCCACGUUUUUAAAGAAUAAUCAAUCAGCAUUAGUGGAAACAUCC